Molecule: messenger RNA, 6231 nt
Organism: Pleuronectes platessa (European plaice)
Lineage: Eukaryota; Metazoa; Chordata; Actinopteri; Pleuronectiformes; Pleuronectidae
Gene: cacna1fa
Product: calcium channel, voltage-dependent, L type, alpha 1F subunit a
Exons: 47
Coding region: 1-6231 (2076 amino acids)
Biological process (GO): calcium ion import across plasma membrane
Cellular component (GO): membrane; voltage-gated calcium channel complex
Molecular function (GO): high voltage-gated calcium channel activity
Source: RefSeq, a predicted model, not a curated record
AUGGAGGGGGCGAAGAAAGAUGCCCCCCCGGGGGAGAAUGGAGGCAAGACGGACACCCUCGGGUCCACUGGCUCGGCCAGGAAAAGAGGUGGGGGGGCCAAGAAGGCCAUGCAGGCGAACAAGUCUGCCCUCAGGGCCCCCCGAGCCCUCUGCUGCCUCACCCUCAGCAACCCCAUCCGCAUGGCAGCGCUGGCCCUGGUGGAGUGGAAAUAUCCUUUCUCUCAGAGGCCCUUUGAUAUUUUCAUUCUACUCGCCAUUUUUGCCAACUGUGUGGCCAUGGGCGUGACCAAGCCGUACCCAGACGACGACUCCAACGCCACCAAUCACCAACUGGAACAAGUGGAGUACGUCUUCCUCGUCAUCUUCACCAUCGAGACCUUCACUAAGAUCCUUGCCUACGGUCUAGUCAUGCACCCCAGCGCCUACAUACGCAGCGGAUGGAACUUGCUUGAUUUCGUUAUCGUCAUCGUCGGGUUGUUCAGUGUGAUGGCGGAGGCCAUGACGGAUCAUAAGCCCGGGGAGGCCCAUCACGCCGCGGGGAAACCGGGAGGCCUGGAUGUCAAAGCGCUCCGAGCGUUCAGGGUGCUGCGACCGCUUCGACUCGUAUCCGGAGUGCCAAGUUUACAGAUUGUGUUGAACUCCAUCAUGAAAGCCAUGGUCCCCCUCCUCCACAUCGGUAUGCUGGUCAUGUUCGUCAUCAUCAUCUACGCCAUCAUCGGCUUGGAGCUCUUCAUCGGCCGGAUGCACAAGACGUGUUACAACAUCGGCUCAGGCCUCAUGGUGGAGGACGACCCGUCACCUUGUGCGUUUGCCGGCAGCGGACGCUUUUGUUUCGGCAAUGCGACCGAGUGCCGGGGGAAGUGGGAGGGUCCCAACGGCGGCAUCACAAACUUCGACAAUAUUUUCUUUGCCAUUCUGACUGUUUUCCAGUGCAUCACUAUGGAGGGCUGGACAGAUGUGCUCUACUGGAUGAACGACGCCAUUGGGUUCGAGAUUCCAUGGAUCUACUUUGUUUCUCUCGUCAUCUUUGGAUCCUUCUUCAUCAUCAACCUUGUAUUGGGUGUGUUGAGCGGAGAGUUCUCCAAGGAAAGAGAGAAGGCGGUGGCGCGUGGCGAGCUGCAGAAGGCGCAGGAGAGCAAACAGCUGGAGGAGGACAUGGUCGGCUACAUGGACUGGCUCAUCGAGGCCGAGGACGUGGAUGAGGAAGGAAACAAACGUGCUGCGAUCGCAAAGAAGAAGAUGAUGAAGAAGUUCGGCUGGUACAAACACAAUGAGGACGGCGGAGCGGAGUCGGACUCUGAUGAUGACAUCGCGUACCUCGAUGACGACAACGGCUUCUGUGCUUCUCUCAUGGCGAAGAUGAUGGCCAACAGCUUCUGUGACCAGCUGUGUCAGCUGAAUCACACCAUGAGGAAGAAUUGCCGAGUGGCUGUGAAGACCACAAACUUCUACUGGCUGGUGCUGCUGCUGGUGUUUCUCAACACGAUGGCCAGUGCCUCCGAGCAUUACGGACAGCCGAAGUGGCUCACAGAGAUGCAAGAGCGAGCCAACAAGAUCCUGCUGCUGCUCUUCACCCUGGAGAUGCUGUUGAAGAUGUACGCCUUCGGCCUGCAGAUCUACUUCAUGGCGCUGUUCAACCGCUUCGAUUGCAUCGUGGUGUUUGGCGGCAUCCUGGAGACAAUGCUCGUCGAGCUGGAGGCCAUCCCGCCCAUCGGCAUCUCCGUGCUGCGCUGCAUCCGCCUGCUCAGGAUCUUUAAGAUGACACGGCACUGGGCCGCUCUGUCCGACCUCGUCAAUUCACUGCUCAACUCCAUGAAGGCUAUCUGCUCCCUUCUCCUGCUGCUCUUCCUCUUCCUCAUCAUCUUCGCCCUGCUCGGCAUGCAGCUGUUCGGAGGCAAAUUCAACUUUGACGAGAUGCAGAUGAAGAGAAGUACAUUCGACUCCUUCCCUCAGGCUCUGCUCACGUGUUUCCAGAUUCUCACAGGAGAGGACUGGAAUGCUGUGAUGUACGACGGCAUCAUGGCCUACGGGGGUCCCAUCUUCCCCAACAUGGUGGUGUGCAUGUACUUCGUCAUCCUCUUCGUGUGUGGUAACUACAUCCUGCUGAACGUCUUCUUGGCUAUCGCUGUGGACAACUUGGCCGGAGGCGGAGGAAAGACCAAAGUGGAAGAGAAAAAGGACGACGAAGAAGAGUGGGAUGACGAUGAAGAGAAAGAAGAUGAAGAUGCAGGGAACGAUGAGGACGACUGGCAGGAGAACGAGGAGCUCAGAGCCAUCGAGGGACUCGAGGGCGUUGCUCCUUUGAAGGCGGACUUCUCGCCCAAAGAGAAGAUCGUACCAAUUCCUGAUGGGAGCUCCUUCUUCCUUCUUGGAAAGAAAAACUGUUUGCGAGUCGCCUGCCACAACCUCAUCCAUCAUCCCUACUUCACCAACUUGAUCCUCGUCUUCAUCAUCUUCAGCAGUAUCUCCCUGGCUGCUGAGGAUCCAAUCAAAUCCCACUCGUUCAGAAACAUAGUGCUUGGUUACGCUGAUUAUGUGUUCACAUCAGUUUUCACGGUGGAGAUCGUCCUGAAGAUGACGGUCUAUGGAGCUUUCCUGCACAGCGGCUCCUUCUGUAGAAAUGCCUUCAAUCUCCUGGACCUGCUGGUCGUCGGUGUGUCGCUCGCCUCCUUCUUCCUGCAUUCAAGCGCGAUCUCAGUGGUGAAGAUUCUCCGAGUGCUGCGUGUGCUCAGGCCUCUUCGAGCCAUCAACAGAGCCAAGGGGCUAAAGAAUGUGGUGCAGUGUGUGUUCGUGGCGAUCCGCACCAUCGGUAACAUCCUGAUUGUCACGACCCUGCUUCAGUUCAUGUUUGCAUGUAUCGGAGUGCAGCUUUUCAAGGGCCGAUUCUACAGCUGCACAGACGAAGCCAAACACACUCCAGACGAGUGCAAAGGAACGUUUGUUGUCUUUAAAGACGGGGACAUGAACCACCCCAUGGUGAGGGAGAGGAUCUGGGAGAACAGCGAGUUCAACUUCGACAACGUGCUGAUGGGAAUGCUGGCUCUAUUCACCGUGUCAACAUUCGAAGGCUGGCCACAGCUCCUCUACCGGGCGGUGGAUGCCAACGCGAUCAACCGUGGGCCCAUCUACAACUACCGAGUGGAGAUCUCCAUCUUCUUCAUCAUCUACAUCAUCAUCAUCGCCUUCUUCAUGAUGAACAUCUUCGUGGGUUUCGUCAUCAUCACGUUUCGAGAGCAGGGAGAGGCGGAGUUUAAAAAUUGCGAACUCAACAAAAAUCAACGUCAGUGUGUGUACUACGCCCUCAAAGCUCAACCUAUAAAGAUUUACAUCCCCAAAAACCCCUCCCAGCUCAAAUUCUGGAGAAUAAUCAACUCCAGUCAAUUUGAAUACAUCAUGUUUGUGCUGAUUCUGGGAAACACACUCACUCUGGCUGUUCAGCAUUACGAGCAGUCUAAAAUGUUCACCUCCGUCAUGGACAUCCUCAACAUGAUCUUCACGGUGGUUUUCACCAUAGAGAUGAUCAUCAAGCUUCUGGCUCUGCGGGCUCACCAUUACUUCAUCGAUCCCUGGAACUCCUUUGAUGCUUUGAUCGUCGUGGGGAGUGUGUUGGACAUCGCGGUCUCGGAGCUCAGUGGAGGAGGCAACCACGGCGAGGGCAGUAAAGGAGAAAGUGGAAAAGUGUCCAUCACCUUCUUCCGAUUGUUCCGCGUCUUGCGUUUGGUCAAACUUCUCAGCAAAGGAGAAGGUAUCCGAACUCUCCUCUGGACGUUUGUCAAGUCGCUCCAGGCUCUGCCAUAUGUUGGUCUGCUCAUCGCCAUGAUCUUUUUCAUCUAUGCUGUAAUUGGCAUGCAGACCUUUGGGAAAGUGGCCAUAGACGACGACACACACAUCAACAGGAACUGCAACUUCCAGACCUUCUUCAUGGCCGUCCUGGUGCUUUUCAGGUGUGCCACUGGAGAACAGUGGCAGGAGAUCAUGUUGGCAGCUCUGCCCGGCAGACGCUGUGACCCAGAGUCCGACACCGAGCCGGGCGAGGAGUUCACCUGCGGCAGCAACUUGGCCUACAUCUACUUCAUCAGCUUCUUCAUGCUCUGUGCUUACCUGAUCAUCAACUUGUUCAUCGCCGUCAUCAUGGACAACUUUGAAUACCUGACUCGAGAUUGGACCGUGCUCGGGACUCACCACCUGGACGAGUUCAAGAGAGUUUGGUCCGACUACGACCCAGAAGCUGUAGGUCGUAUAAAACACAUUGAAGUGGUCACUAUGCUGCGAAGGAUUCAGCCGCCGCUCGGGUUUGGAAAACUAUGUCCUCAUCGAGUUGCUUGUAAAAGACUCGUGGCCAUGAACGUCCCGCUGCACCAUGACGGGACGGUCACCUUCAGUGCGACUCUGUUUGCCCUCGUGCGAACCUCACUGAAGAUCAAGACUGAUGGUCCCAUCGACCAACAGAACGAGGAGCUGAAGGUGAUCAUCAAGAAGCUGUGGAAGCGCACCAAGCCCAAGCUCAUCGAUGAGGUCAUUCCUCCCCCUAGAGGGGACGAGGUGACUUGUGGGAAGUUUUACGCCAGCUUCUUGAUCCAGGACUAUUUUAAAAAGUUCCGCAAGAGGAAGGAGAGGGAGAGGAAAUCCAAGAGGAAGGACAGGGCGGCUUUUCUUCAGCAAGGGCUGCGGACGCUGCAGGACCUGGCUCCAGAGAUGCGUUUGGCGAUGGCCUGUGACCUGGAGGAAGAGGAGGGUGUAGACGGAGAGAUGGCCACCGAAGAGAUAUUUGACCGUGAGCAUGGAGCCUCGGUGAGCAGCGUGCCGAUGCCCCUCCUAGAGACUCUGGUGGAGCAGAUGACCGUUGUGAUCGAGCCAGAGCCCAGGAAAACCAACGGGGGUGUGAUCACAGAGCAGGUGACGGCCCUGCAGGAGCACCAGAAGCCGGGGUCAGAGCACGGGGGCGUAGACGUGGUGACGGAGCAGCCUGUGAGGUCGGAGUGCCCCCCCAUCAGGGUGGACGCCCUCAGCGAGUUGCCUCCUCCUCCUCCACCUCCUCCUCCUCCUCCUCCUCCUCCUCCUCCAGAGACAUCAGGGGGAGCAGAGGUUGUCACUGAAGAACCGGCUGUGGCAGAUACGACUCAAGUAUCUGAGCAGGUUUAUAAUAUUGAAGGCGAUGCUGCACUUUUAGCAUCAGAAGACAGGUACGUGUAUCCAGAACCUGUCUCUCCUGUACCUCCGGAGACCGGCUACGAUGCACAGAGCUUGAAACCAGCCAGCAGCGCAGGAGAGAUUCCUUAUGAAACCCAAGAGUCUAACGGCUUCAUCAGCAACGAUUACAUCAGCACCAACAUGAAUGGAGGCAGCGUCCCCGUCAGCCCGACUCCCUACGCCCCCCCGAACGGCUACAACGGGAACGGAUACUCCAGCUACACUGAGAACGGAAGCGUCAUCAGCAUGAAUGGAAACGGAAGCACGUUGAACGGCGGCGAUGAAAACGGCAGCUCUCUGACGAGCUACAAUGGGAACAAUGGUUACAGUGGGACUGAAAACAGAGGCACUCAGUUUAUUAGGAGAAGGCUACUUCCUAACAUCCCCAAAGGUCGUACGCCAGCCUUUAACCUGCAGUGUCUGAGGCCUCAGAGCAGCCAGGACGACCUCCCCAUCCCAGGGACCUAUCGUGGAAACACAUCCCAGUCCAGGUCCCGUCUACAGACCCAGCAGAGCAUCGAGUCCCGGCCCGGCAGCGUGUCCUCGAUGUCUACGGCCUCCUGGGUAAACACAACAGCAGCUGGCGGCGCUCCUGUCCCGGGAAUAAUCCCACCCUCGGGGCGCAGGGGCAAGCUCAUCUACUCUCCUAUGAUGCUGGUGGACGAAGCCACCGGCAGCAGUCAGCCGAUGUGGAGCGACGGCUCGGCCAGCCUCCCAGCAGGAAGCCAGCCCGGCUGGUACCCUGGACAGACCAGGAGCUACGCCAGCAUGAGGAUACCACCGGUCAACCAGGGCUACGUGAACAAAGGCAGUGCCGACAGUCUGGUUGAGUCGAUCCUGAUCUCCGAGGGUCUGGGCGUCUACGCCAGGGAUCCCAAGUUCGUGACCUUCGCCAAGAGGGAGAUCGCCGAGGCCUGCAACCUGAGCAUGGACGACAUGGAGAGCGCCGCCACCGACCUGAUAGCUCGCGGCGGCAGUCAGUCCCUCUCUCGCUUUGAGGAGGAGCUGGCCGAUGAAAUGAACUGUGUGAUCACUUACUGA